Molecule: messenger RNA, 2448 nt
Organism: Mya arenaria
Lineage: Eukaryota; Metazoa; Mollusca; Bivalvia; Myida; Myidae
Product: molybdopterin synthase catalytic subunit-like
Exons: 5
Coding region: 145-594 (149 amino acids)
Biological process (GO): Mo-molybdopterin cofactor biosynthetic process
Cellular component (GO): cytosol
Molecular function (GO): molybdopterin synthase activity
Source: RefSeq, a predicted model, not a curated record
UGGAGCUGCUGUAUGGAAGUAUUCUGGUGUCUAUAAAUGAAGAAUAUGUUGAUUUAGAGCGCCAGGAAGAGCUGACAUUGAGAGAGGGAGAUACUAUAGCACUUAUUCCUCCGAUCAGUGGAGGAUAGAAAAACUUGUGUUGUUAUGGAUGUGGUGGAUAUCACGGUUGACGCAAUCUCGGUAGAGCAGCUGACCCAGCGUGUCUCCUCCCCCUCUUGUGGUGCUAUCUCAUCAUUUCUAGGAACCACACGAGAUAACUUCAAAGGUAAAAAGGUCACCCAGCUGGAGUAUGAAGCUUAUGAGCCAAUGGCACGCAAAGAGAUGUUGAAAAUCUGUGCUCAGGUCCGCGAGAGGUGGCGUGUGGAAAAUAUUGCAAUUGUACACAGGAUUGGUGUGGUGCCAGUGAUGGAGGCAAGUGUGGCUAUAGUUGUGUCCUCUCCUCACCGGCGGGAAUCCCUCGAGGCCGUGCAGUAUGCCAUUGAUACUCUCAAGGCUUCUGUGCCCAUAUGGAAAAAGGAGUGGUAUGAAGAUGGUACCUGUUCGUGGAAGGAGAACAGUGAGUGUUGUGGACCCAAGAAGUCAAACCCUGCUUGAUAAAUAGCCAACCUGUGAUAUAAUUAAAUUCGUUCUGGUGACAGGCUUCAGAUCUUAUCCAUCCUACUCAUAUAUUUGAAAGUUUGCCAUCUCUGAUCUUUUAAUGGUUGCCAUAGUCAACUUUUUAUUGAGGGAUUCCUUCAUUUAAUUUAAGAUUCCUCAAAUUCUGUGUACUGUUAGCAAUCUGUUAUUCAACCCUCAUCACACAUGCACUUGUUUUCAUAAGGCGCUGAAAGAGUUUUUAAUUUCCCUUAUCCUCUAGGACACCGGUUAACAGCUACGAAAUAUUAUGGUGAAAAAAACAAUAUGCAUAUGUCCUUAUUAAAUUCAUAGUUCAUGUUCUAUUUACGAGCAAAAACUUAACAACAAGCAUUAACUCAACUAAAGUAAUAGUUCAGAACAAAAAUAAAAACACUUGACAAACAAGUAGACAACACUGCCAGUUUUUCUGUCCAAGGGAGGUAACUCAAUUUAAAUUGAUCAUUUAAUUAAUAAGUUGUUGCUCCUGAUAUUAUCUAAUGUUAUUAAAAUGAGAAUUUCAAAACUUAAGUGUAUUUCUAGGGGGUUCAAAUAGCAUGUUUGUAAGGGAGAAAAUUAGGUGUAAUUUUUAAUGUUAUUUUGCACAAACUGUUGAAACUAUUAUGAUCGCUUUCGAAAAGAUAACACCAUCGUUUUUGAGGAGUUGACCUGUCUUUCUGUGAAGUUUUAUUUUAAUAUAUUUCUUAUCUCCAAAGUGAUAUCAGAAAAAUCUAAAUGGAGACCUAACAAGUAUGCAUUCAUCCCAAGAUACAUGUCAAUGGUACUAAUCAAAUACUGAUUUUCAUGUUAACACAAAUUUACAAACUCUUUAACUGUUAAGUUUUAUUUAGUUUAAUUCAUGUUAACUUUUUGUUAACAAGUUCGGUUUUCAAAGUUUGUUCAGGUAUUACACUAGAGAUAUGAUGUUUAAGUUUACCAGCGAUGUUCUGUUUAGAUUUUUGGCUUCUUAUGUAUUUCAAAAAGCUGUUUCAAUAUUUCAAUAUUUGAAGUUAUUUUGACUGUUCUUAAUUUUGUCCUGAUUUCCCCAUUCAUUUAGUAUUUCUUCUAUUGUACUGCAUAAUAUGUAGGUGGAAAUAGAUAGAUUUUAUACAUGUAAAAUGUAGUCAAAUUAUGUAUUUUAUUCAAUCUUUGUUUGUUUUAUAAUCAGAGUGGCAUUCUAGUAUUUUUUUUAUUUUAUACAUGGAUAUGAAAACAAUGAAUAUUAAAAUAUUUAUAUUCAUGUAAAAAUAUUAUUGAAAAUCAUUGCAUUGUUAUGUAGCAUAUAUACAUAUAUUUACCGUGUAUUUGUACACAACCUCUGUUAAUUCAUCUUAAUCUUAUUGGCUAAUUGUCUUAUCAGAUCUCCAAUCUGAGUAUCCUGCUGUGCAAUUUUUGAUGUCUUAUUAUAAAAAUGGACCCUAAAUGGCCCUGAGCCAACAAAGGAAUACACAGGAAAUUGGCCCCUACUGUGACACCAGUGCAAUUAACAGGAGAUGCACAGCAGGGGAUUAUCAUGCCAGACAUUCCUUAAGCUAGGCCUUUAAAACUGCUGAGAUGAAUUUUUUUGUUUCGCCAACACCUUUUAUGCUCCGCUGUAGCAGUAAUACAUUGCCUUAACGGAUAGCAAGAACAAUGCAUCUUACUCAUUUUUGCAAAUCUUUUAAUAGAUUAUAUCAAAAUUCAUCAUCAUCAGGAAUUGGGUAUGCUUUUGAAACAAACUAUUUAAAACCAUGUGUAUUGAUAAAUGUACUUACAUGAAAUAAAUUUACUUGAUAAAUGUAAUAUGCAAUAUAUAUAUAUGUUAUUGGUAAAUAGUUUUAAUACAUGUAUAUUUAA